AUGAAGCGCAACUUCGGGUCGCUCAACCUCACGGCACUCGACAUGAACAGACCCAGUGCUGACUGCAGCCUUGAAGACCGCUUCUCGGCAUUGGGAUCCAGUGUGGAAGACCAUAGUCUCGACGCUGGCUUCGAAUACGGUGGCGAUGGCAACGUGGGCUUUCCCUUGGAGCAUUUCCACGGAUUGGUCACGGACCUGAGCGUCCAGUCACUGUGCUGUGGGUCCUCACAGGACGUGGACACGGACAUGGAGGAGACCUCAUUCGAGUCCAUUGAGUCAGCGUUCCAAGCACGCAGUGAGGACGGCAGCGGACGUCUGCGACAGGUGCACUGCCCGACGUCACCCGAGAUGCCACACGAGCUGCAGAAUGUGGAGCUGAACGCGCUGAGGCGUCUGAGUCUGAAGGUGAUGCUGUCGACGCUGUCCACAUCCAAGAACAGCAGCAGCACGAGUGGUGGUCACACGAACGUCGCGUCCACCACCAAGCCCAUGUGCGCCUAUCCCGGUGUGAACGGUCGCGUGAAAACGGCUCUUCUGCCGAUCCGCCAUCCGUCCUUACAAAGCGUCUAG
Messenger RNA from Peronospora matthiolae, 570 nucleotides. The record is from the annotation of a GenBank genome assembly. Lineage: Eukaryota; Oomycota; Peronosporomycetes; Peronosporales; Peronosporaceae.